UAGAAGAUCACAACUCUCUCCAUUUCUUGAUGGGUUUAAUCAUGAGAUUAGAAUCCACAACUUUCCAGGCCAAUUAAGAUUUGCAGGUGUACGUAUAAUAUCUGCAGCGUUCCAAAUAUGCGUUUUCUGGUGGGCUGUUUCUGCUUGAAGCAGAGACACACUUCUGGUUUCGACGAUCAUCUUCUCACUCUUGCUUCUCAGACAGCCUUUACAGUGAAUGAGGUGGAGGCUUUGUAUGUCUUGUACGAGAAACUAAGCCGUUCCUUAAUCGAUGAUGGUCUUAUUCACAAGGAAGAGUUUCUGCUUGGGAUGUUCGAGUGCAGCAAUAAGCAAAAUCUUAUGGCAGACAGGUUGUUUGAUUUGUUCGAUUUGAAGAGAAAUGGCGUAAUAGAAUUUGGAGAAUUUGUUCAAUCCUUAAACGUGUUCCAUCCUCGUACACCAGAAUCUGUCAAAAUCGCAUUUGCAUUUAGAUUGUAUGACUUGAAGCAAACAGGCUAUAUCGAACGUGAAGAGCUGAAGGAGAUGGUAUUGGCUACCAUAAGUGAAACAGGGUCAAUGAUUGCAGAGGAUGUUAUUGAAGCAAUUGUGGACAAGACAAUUUCAGAGGCAGACAUGACAGGAGAUGGGAGAAUCAGUCCAGAAGAGUGGAAACAGUUGGUUGCAAGAAACCCUGCUCUCAUCAGCAACAUGACUCUCCCAGAAAUCAGGGAGGUAACAAUAGCAUUCCCAAGCUUCAUAACACUGACUAGAGUCCAGGACUGGGAAUUGCAGUCUGAAAGCCGGGAAUUUUGCUGGUAGAUCACGAGGGAAUUGGAAAGAAGCCAAGCAAGAAAGUUUAAGAAAAACGUGGUGUUCAUGUGUAAUAUUGUUGUAAUAAACGAGCUUGAAAACUCAAAAUUUAGCUCGUCUAAAUCCAACUCUGCAUUGCAUAUCUAAAGGUUUGAAUGCAAAGAUACAGUCAUGAAA
Ipomoea nil (Japanese morning glory) is the source of this 966-nucleotide messenger RNA. RefSeq names its product calcineurin B-like protein 7. The transcript has 9 exons. The record is from RefSeq and is a predicted model, not a curated record. Gene Ontology annotation, biological process: calcium-mediated signaling. Lineage: Eukaryota; Viridiplantae; Streptophyta; Magnoliopsida; Solanales; Convolvulaceae. The coding region runs from base 118 to 798 and encodes 226 amino acids. Gene Ontology annotation, molecular function: calcium ion binding; kinase binding.